Messenger RNA from Topomyia yanbarensis, 1351 nucleotides. Its product is annotated as methyltransferase-like protein 22. Gene Ontology annotation, biological process: protein methylation. Lineage: Eukaryota; Metazoa; Arthropoda; Insecta; Diptera; Culicidae. The record is from RefSeq and is a predicted model, not a curated record. Gene Ontology annotation, molecular function: protein methyltransferase activity. Gene Ontology annotation, cellular component: nucleus. The transcript has 6 exons. The coding region runs from base 189 to 1316 and encodes 375 amino acids.
UCUAACUAUGCGAUCCUUCUCCGUGGUGUUUAUAAACCAUUAAGUUUCGAUUAAGUAGAGAAAAAACUAAGAGUGAAUACUUUGAACAAAAAUAUGUUUCGUCAGAUGGGACUAAGAGCAACCAGUGUGUGCAUAUCUAAAUUUAUUUAUUUAUAACCAAAAUCGUUUUGCUCUUUUGUUACCCUCUCAUGCGGACGCUCAGUAUAGAUUUAGAUGCUGUUACUGAACGAACAACUUCUAUUGCCGUGCCAAUAUUUGAGCAUCUUUUCCGGUUGCAGAGUCAGUUUGAUUGGCACCCAAAAUUUAAACAUAUGACGACCUUCGAAGUUACCUCGGAAUUGUACGCAGAAACUGAUUUUGCUACAACGAGUACAUCAAAUGGAAACAGCAUAUCGAAAUUUACAUUUGUCUACCCGAAAGUAGGUAAGAAGGCACCGAAAAAUUCCGAAAACGGGAAUGGUUCGGAAACUGACGACAAUGGUGCAUAUGAACAAAGCGAUACAUCAAGGGAUAUUUUUGAUAGAUGCACAGUUCAUUCAAAUAACGUACAUGACGAUAGCCCUUGUGACAAACAUCAAUCGAAGUCCACGCUUUUAGAGUUAGAUAAGGAUGGAGAUUUAAUUCUAGAGAGAAGGUCAAAUGGGGUAAUCGAAAUAGAGCAUCAACAAUCUACAAAACUUAAUCUCGUUGGACUGCAAAUUUGGCGCGGUGCGUUGUUGCUAGCGGAUUAUAUUCUACAUAACGAGAGAAAAUUUAAAAAUAGAAAAAUUUUGGAGUUGGGAUCCGGUGUUGGAUUAACUAGUAUAGUAUCAAGUUUGUUUGCUCGGGAAGUAAUCUGCACGGAUAUUAAUGUUGGUGGGCUUUUAGAGCUCAUUAAUGCGAAUGUUGCCAGGAACACACAUUUAAAAAACCCAAACUGCAACGUGACUGUUACUGAACUUGACUUUACAAUAAGGUACGAAGAUUAUCCUGAUGACCUUAAGAAACAGUUACAAGAUGUGGAAUAUGUGAUAACUGCUGAUGUGAUUUACGAUGAUAACAUAACAGAAGCGUUCGUACUCACAAUUGAAGAUUUACUGUUGGAAUUACCAAAACUGAAAGCUAUUUACAUUGCUCUGGAAAAACGAUACGUGUUCACUGUAGAGGAUGUCGAUUCUGUCGCCCCUAGCUAUGAGCAUUUUUUAAGAGUUUUCUAUAGAAGAAAUAACCGGUUCGGGAUCGCGCGAUGGAAGCUUAUGCAGGUAUCGCUUAACUUUCCGCGUUAUUUUGAGUACGAAAAAGUAAAAGAACUUAUAUUAUUAAAAAUUUCCAAUUGAUAUUUGUUAACAACAAAUGCUUCGAAAAAUAGUUA